AUGAGUGAAGACACCUCGAACAUGUUCUUGCAGGGCGCCUUCUCCAUCGAUGCUAAGGCAGCCCAAGCGACAAGCGUGAAGCAAAAGUACCUAGUGGAUGGUUACAUCCUUGGGCAGUGGGGAUCUUACAGAAGAUUCAACGAGAGCGUUUCAGCCGCGUUCCGGUCGGCCUACAGGUCCCAAGUGGAGGCCGAGGAAGAGGUCUCCAUCGAAGUAACCGACAGGGAACAGAAAGAAGAGCUGAACCAAGAGCGCUUGAGGGCGCAGGAGGCAGCAAAGGUGGCAGAGGAGGCGAAGGACGAGGCGAGACGGUUGGCUGAGGACCAUAAAGCCGAGGUACAGGCGGCAAAGCAAGAGACCACCAAUCUGCGGCAAGCCAAGGAAGCCGCCGAGGAGAAGCUGCGGCUGCAGCAGGAGGAGAUGUGGCAGGAGAAUCGGAGGCGGCAGCAGGAAGAGCGAAGGCCGUUCAGGCGAGCCUCGUCCAACGAAGAGGCGAAGCAGGAUGCGAACGGGGCUGGUGCAAUGGCGACGGCAAGGGCGGUGGCCCGGGCGGUAAUGGCGGCAUGGCCAUCUGGUGGCGGCAUGGGCGGUGGGGGCUGCGGCGGCGGGGGCGGCGGCCACAGCAAGGGCGGCCACAAGGGCGGUUGCAGGCUAGGUUGA
Messenger RNA from Prorocentrum cordatum, 660 nucleotides. NCBI's taxonomy places the organism in Eukaryota, Dinophyceae, Prorocentrales, Prorocentraceae. The record is from the annotation of a GenBank genome assembly.